Molecule: messenger RNA, 1127 nt
Organism: Sitodiplosis mosellana (orange wheat blossom midge)
Lineage: Eukaryota; Metazoa; Arthropoda; Insecta; Diptera; Cecidomyiidae
Product: RING finger protein 141-like
Exons: 5
Coding region: 111-845 (244 amino acids)
Biological process (GO): protein autoubiquitination
Molecular function (GO): ubiquitin-protein transferase activity
Source: RefSeq, a predicted model, not a curated record
UCUUUUUUUCACUGAUAACCUAACACCGUCCGUUCGACGCGUAAAUAAUAAACAAAUCGCAAAAAACGUUGUUUCAAACGACGAGUGAGCACUUUUAUUCCACCGUACAAAUGGGACAAACUAUUGGAACACCAUCAACAACCGAAUCAAUUGAAGAUACGGUCGAUACGAUUCGCUAUGGAAUUCGGAAACAUGCUCAAUGCCUAAAGGAAAUCAGUUCGCUCACCUAUGAAGAAUUCAAUAGUUGCCUGAGCAACCUCAAUGAUUUGUCUCGAAAAUGUUUGGAUUCGAAUGGAAAAGUUACGAUUUUUGCAGUGAAAAAAGGUAGCGACCAAUCAUUUUUAUGGAAGGCAACCGUUCGAAUUGCUUGCGUUAAAUGCGAUCCAGAAAGCAAUCGCAUUGAAAACUACAAGCUCAUCAAUUUGAGAGAGUUCUUAAAAGUGUUCAACACCUUUCAAACACAUCUCGAAGCAAUGUCAUCGUGUGAAGAACAACAUGAAAGGGCACGUCGUCUACCGAAUUUACUUGACAAUGUGGCUGAAGUUUCACCAGAUGAAGAAUCAGCUUUUGAGUGCUGCAUUUGUUUAGAUAGAAAAACCGAUCUCAUUCUACCUUGCGAACAUGUUUUCUGCAGCACUUGCAUCGAAAAAUGGAAUGAAAAUCACGACAAGUGUCCGCUAUGUCAGACAAAAUUGAACGGUAUAAAUGACUCAUGGGUAUUAUCCGAGUUGCCAAAGACCAACGAGGUGAAUGAAGAAAUCUUGACCGAAUUGAAUGCGAUCACAAAUGACUCCUCCAAUGAGGCCGAUGUACACCAAGACGAAGACGAUGAUAGCGAUGACUAAAUCAAACUUACCCAAACUAAACCAAUAUUGACAAACUCAUGUCAACGUUCGCGAGAUAUCGAGUUUUCCCUAGCUUUUAUGUGUGAUUUGUUUAACCAAAACAAUCUUCAACUAACAGUAUAUUGUAAACAGAAAAGUAUUUUUUUAAGUUUUUCUUCUUAUGUGAUUUCUUGUUGUAUUUCGAGUUAAAUGAUAUUCCGAUAUGAAUCAGAUAAAUAUAGUUAUAUAUUGGCAUUGGGAUUAAAAAUGGUGGAAAUAAAAUCAGCCAUAAUAUUUUUAUCA